UACACAUCCGGCGGAUCUUGCUGUGUUAGCAAGCCAGCAUUUUAAGGAGCUUGUUUGGGUCUGUGUGCGCGUUCUAUCGCCUCGCCCACGGAAGGGUUGUGCAAGAAAAGUGGGCUGGACAGAUGGGAACUUGCAGCAAAUCACUUCAGGAGAGCAAAGUGUGGAGCUGGAUGAACACAGCAGGCCAAGCGGCAUCUUAGGAGCACAAAGGCUGACUGAAUCACUUCUUCGUCGCUCGCUCCAGACCGGGACACGGACGGUCUCUGGAGAAAGCGAGCUAAAUCUCUCCCCGGUAUUCAGAGCUCGCUCUGAGGGAUCGAUUGCAGCGAAAGAUCGCCACUUUGGAAGGACGCGAGCAACUGACUGAAAGACCAUGGCGACGCAAGACCCUGCGCCCCCGACAGACGGCGCAGCGCAGGGCACCACGAACCCCGCCACCCACCACCGACAACUGGAUGCCACUGAGCUCCAGUCCUCCGUGCCCUUGCUCAACUUCAACAUGGCUGAAUUUGUGGCUCAGAUAGAUGAGGACGAUGACGCUUUUUGCCGGCAGAGGGAGAGGGGCUACAACCCUCGGAUGAGGAGCGAACUGAGGAGGCUGAAGAGCUUCAAGAGUUACCCGUCGUUCUCCACCUGGAGUCCCGAGGACAUGGCGGGUGCGGGAUUUUACUACACGGGACGGAAGACCAGUGUGCAGUGCUUCUGCUGCGGGGGCAUCUUCUGUAGCACGAGCAUCACCAAGACACCCCGAUUAGAGCAUCAGCGGUUCGAGCCCGACUGUGGCUUCCUCAAGAUGCUGGACGUUGGCGACAUUCCCAAGUACGCCGUGCGGGUCCACCCGCCCGGGAAAGUGCCGCUCGGCCGGAGGCAGCAGCUUACGGAGGAGGGGUGCAGGCUGGAGAGCUUCCAGGGCUGGCCUUCCUACGCACGAACAGAGCCUGGUCUGUUGGCAGGAGCUGGGUUUUUCUACACAGGUGUCAAGGACCAAGUGCAGUGCUUUUCUUGUGACGGCAGCUUAGCCAACUGGGAGGAAGGAGAUGACCCAUGGCAGGAGCACGCCAAGUGGUUCCCGCAGUGUGAGUAUCUUCAAGGACAGAAAUCCGAGGAGGAGAGGGACCAGUACUGCCGGAGCUAUGUCGGAUUUCAUGGAGUCACGGCUGCCCACUUUCUGAGCUCCCCAGCCUCGGAGGACCUUUGCCCAUCGCCAUUGUCUCGAGGUGAGGGACCUGAAUUACGUCUGGGUGACUGCGUUCAGUGUUUCUGCUGUGGAGUUCAAUUAUCGGGAUGGGUGGAAAAGGAUAAUGCUUGGACAGAGCACCGGAGACGCUCAUCUAAAUGCCCGUAUAUUCUGGCAUGCGACAAGGCGGCUGGCGGAGAUGUAGGAGGGGAGAAGACUCCAGAAUCAUCCUCCAUUGUGCCGGGCGAGGAAGCCGGGAAGAAGGAUGAUCCCAUCAGUGGAGAGAGCCUGCCCAGCGAGGAGGACUGGGCUGAGACUGUCAGGAGGAUGAGGAAACGUUUGCAGGAGCUGUACCGCUCGCCAGAGUUCCACACCGACUCCUUCAACAGCUGCAUUCCCGUCGAGCUGGGCACGUGCUAUGCGGAGCCGCGCCUGGUGCUGAAGGACCUCAAGGACAGGGAGGUGCGCCAGCUGGCCUUCCCCGAGAUGCUGCGCGACCUCCACAGGGUGACCCUGCUGGAGGGCGAGGCGGGCAUGGGCAAGUCGGCCCUGCUCAGGAGGGUGGCCAUUCUCUGGGCGUCUGGCCGUUGCCCCCUGCUGGCCCGCUUUGUGCUAGUGCUGCACGUGUCGGUGACACAGGGCGGCUGGGGCUGGGAGGCAGGCACUGUGUGGAGGGAGCCCUCCCUCAGGGAGCUGGUUUCCCGGCUGGGCGGCCGCCUCCUGGUCUUGCUGGACGGCUAUGGGGAGGCCGAGCCCCUGCCGGCUGAGGACGAGCUGGUCCGCGCCAACCACCGGGGCAACGCUGCCGUCCUGGUGGGCCUCAGGACAGACAAGGCUGCUGCCGUCCGCCAGUUUGCCGACGCCGUGGUCUCUAUCGCCGAGUUCCCGCUCUACAGCUCCAUACGACUUCUGAAGAUGAAGUUCGCCCACGACACGCCACGGCUGCGCAAGUUUAUCUAUGACGUCGGCUGGUCUGAGACGCUGAGGGCGGCCCUGAAGACCCCGCUGUUCACCCUGGCCCUCUGCCAGCACUGGGUGAGGGAGCCGCUGGACAUCGGCCUGAGCUGCGUUUCUCUGUUCCGCGCCUUCCUGGCCUACGCCGUGCGGCCCAAGAGCCGGGGGGAGCGAGCAAGGCGAGCUCUGGAGGCCUGCGGAAGCCUGGCACUGUCCGGGUUCCUCGUCUCCCGCUAUGAGUUCUCCGACGAGGAUCUGCUUCGGGCUGGGGUGGACGCAGACGGCGCCCUGGGUCUCGGCCUGCUGAGCAAGUUCACCGCCCAGCGCCUGACUCCCACCUUCAGGUUCCCCCACGUCUCCUUCCAGGAGUAUCUGGCAGGCAAGCGGCUAGGUGGCAUCCUGGGGUCAGAGCUCACCGCUGAAUGCGAGGAGGGGUCCUCCUCCCUGGGCCGGGUCCGUACCUUCCUGGAGGUCUUCACACGCUACUACUACCUCCUGGUCUACGCAGCUUCGUGGUCCAGCAAGGCAGCCUCGCUCAUCGUCACCCACCUCCUCGACAUGACCCAGAGGCCUACGUCUUUCGACUGCUGGGCUGAUGCUAGCCCUGCCCUGGUGCACCAUCCCGACUUGGAGUUGUACAGGGAUCUCUUCACCCAGGGCUCGCAGAUAAUGGACUCUGAGGAGAUGUUACAUCUGACCACCAGCCUUGUGCUGGAUUUUGUCUUGUCACUGACCAAUGCGGAGACCAGAUCCUCCAUCGCCUCUGUCGUCCUGAACUUCCUGACUGGGAAACAUUUGCAAUUAGAUGUCACUGAGCUUCACCAGAGGAAAAUACUCACUUUUCUAAAGGUGUACCCUGAAACAUUGACCGUCCUCAGCCACCUCAAGAUCUCAUUAACUGGGAAAAAGAGAUCGGCCACCACGAGUUAUUCCGAAAUGGCGGAAUGCAUGAGCAAUCUGAGCAUCCCAAAGGUGGAGGAGGAUUAUGUGACUGCGUUCCAGUCACUGGAACAAAUAUUCCUGACCAACCAGGCAAAGGAAGAGGAAAUAAGCAGCUUCUUUGCUCUCAGCAGCCACAAUAUCCCAGACUCUUUCAUGGAGAACUUGGCUUCAAUCCCCGCUCGCUACAAGGUCCCGGUCCUCAAACUCCACAUCUGUUGCGUUGACGCCUUCCAGGACCGAGAUUCUGAGCAUCUGCUGAGGCUGUGCUCCCUCUCCGACCGCGUGGAGCUCGCCGUCUGGGACAGUCUCGGAGUUCUUGGGCAGAUGGAAGCGGCCGUCUCGUCGUGCGGCGAGCACUUAAGGGCGCUGACCCUGCACCGGACCGUGUUGAGCCACAGAGAGCAGGAGCUGGUCACCGCGAUGAACGCCCUUGAGUCAUUGGACCUGAUGUUUCCCAAUGACCAAGCUCCAGAAUACCUGCUGAGCCAUUUGGACAAGUUGGAACACCUAAAAGAAUUCACGAUCGACGUGCAGACUGGUUCAUCGCUAAGAGUCGUCGACCAGAUUUCCGAGGGCUUGGUGAAACUGCGGAAUGUCGAAAAACUCAUUCUGUCUGGAGUUAACUGUGCACAGGGUUCUUCAAAACUCGCUUGCCUCCUCCGGAAUUUCCCACAGCUCCGGGUCUUCCGCCUGAAGACCAGAAGCUACUUCCCAGAGUUUGAGGACCUCAGCAAGGCUUUAACAUCGUGCUCACGUCUGGAAGAACUGGCGCUAACUGAUUUUCACCUGUCUCCGACAGAAACUUCAGCGUUUGUGGCUUCACUGAGUGAACUCCAGAACCUCAGAGUAUUGGAAGUACCAGGCAUCAGCUUUUCCAACACAGAGGAAACAGAAGCUUUUACUCGUGCUGUUGGCUCUCUUGCACUGCUGGAAGUGUUUCACCAUUGCUACAAUGAUGGGAUGAUCACUGCUGCCCGCCCACUAACUCGACAGUUACCGAACCUGCAGCACCUCAGGGAGCUUACCAUCAAAAAGAUCAUGGAUGACCAGAGUCUGCUAGAGCUAGCAAAAAUGGCUAGAAACGGUCACCUUCGGAAGCUGAAUGUCCUGGAUCUGAGCUUGAACGAGGAGCUCAGCGACCUGGGCUGGAGGGAUUUCUUCCUGACCCUGGAUAACGUGAGUGAGCUGAGGGAGCUGAAUAUUUCCCGUCUGUACACCAACCAACUGAAGCCCCAGCCAGACACAUUCAAGGCCUUUGUGCAGUGUGUCUCUCGGCUCCCGGCCCUGGUGACCAUCCGCAUGCUGAGCUGGAUGUUGGAUGCCAUGGACUUCAACAUGUUCAACUCCAUGAAGGAGAACCACCCCCAGUCUCGCCGCAUGCGCCUGUGGUGGCAGUGGGCUCUCCCAUUCUCACCCAUCAUCCAGGCCGAUGAGUAGAAACAGUAGUGGGGGGUUUGGCUAAUUGGGAGGUGCACCAUGCAAGAGGCUGCUUCCUUCCACUCCCCUCACCAUCAACCCACAACCUUAAAGCUGGCUGAAGAACCUCGAACCAGUGUUAACAUGAAAGAUUAGCUGUGAUCUUACUGAAUGUAGGGCAGCCUUGAAGGGCUGAAUGGACUCCAACUAUUCUUAUAUUUGUAAUGUUUUUAAAAUGAUAUAACAGUGUUGUUUUUCCAUUGCUACUGUAAUGAAAGAUGUUUGAAUUGUAUAUUAAUGUCAUUUGUUUUACACUUCCGAUUUUAAUCUAGUGGCAUAUGGGUCUUUGUCCAUUCUUGGGAUGGGUUAAAUAAUUAACUAGGUCAUUAUUAACUUAAGGGAACCAUGACUUUUAACCUAUACCUGUUUUGUGGAGCAUUAAUGGAAGUUUGUUUAUAUUUUAUUUUGAAGAGAGAUAAUAGGUCAAAGAACAGAUGGAAAAGGCAUUAGAUUGCAGCUGUGAUUAGAAUAAGAUGGCCGUUUCUAGCCAUUUUUGCCUUGGCGGGGUGGGUGAUAAGAUUUCAACAUAGAAAAGCCUUGAGCUUGGAAAACUUUCAGGCAUUUUAAACAGGAUGUGACUGAAGUCAGACGGAAGUAUUUCCUCUCCUGGAAAAAGGAGAUUGUUCAAAGCAGUUAAGGAUGCAUUGGUUAUUGGAAGCUGAGAAAAUCUAAGCUCUCAGUCAUGUAAGUGGGCAGGGUAAAAGGCCCUGCAACUCACAGGACCUGACCUGUUAGCGAAAAGAAACUCCUCUGAUUUUUUGAAUAACUGUAAUGCUGGAGAUAGGAUUUUGUUUUGUCACGUGUU
Stegostoma tigrinum is the source of this 5354-nucleotide messenger RNA. RefSeq names its product baculoviral IAP repeat-containing protein 1-like. The transcript is spliced from 14 exons. Gene Ontology annotation, biological process: pyroptotic inflammatory response; detection of bacterium; defense response to bacterium. Gene Ontology annotation, cellular component: IPAF inflammasome complex. Bases 374 to 4510 code for a protein of 1378 amino acids. NCBI's taxonomy places the organism in Eukaryota, Metazoa, Chordata, Chondrichthyes, Orectolobiformes, Stegostomatidae. Gene Ontology annotation, molecular function: cysteine-type endopeptidase inhibitor activity involved in apoptotic process; ATP binding. The record is from RefSeq and is a predicted model, not a curated record.